Molecule: messenger RNA, 2436 nt
Organism: Pomacea canaliculata
Lineage: Eukaryota; Metazoa; Mollusca; Gastropoda; Architaenioglossa; Ampullariidae
Product: RPA-interacting protein B-like
Exons: 7
Coding region: 363-1031 (222 amino acids)
Biological process (GO): protein import into nucleus
Cellular component (GO): nucleus
Source: RefSeq, a predicted model, not a curated record
CUGGUUUUUGAGUAGAGGCUUACUUUAGUAUGUAGUUUUCUUAACGUAAAUAAACUCGGGUGAAGGCACAGGUUUUAUGUUUUUAGUGGAUGAUACCGCACUAGUUCUUUAUUGUGACUUUAAAUCUACCAUGUUUGAAUACAGUCUCAGUGUGAGAUUCAUUCACUUUCUUCUACGAGCUUACUAUAUGAGAUUACCUAACUGGCGUGCGUACAUCUGCAAGUGAGCGAUCGAGUUGCCUUUGAAAGAGAUUAAGUCGUCUAAUUCGUCUUUUAAAGUCUUUCAUUUAAAGUAAAUCACCCUGAAAUAUUAGGCUAUCGUUACAUUGUGAUUAACUGAGUUUAUAGCUGUUUUUCUCUGGAAUGAUGUCGGACAAUAAAUGUCCUGAAAGCAGCGUCGUAGCUCAUCGGAAAGCCAUGUACAAAGUAACCUCAGCACCCUGGAGGGAUGCAUAUCGAGAGAGGUGUUUAAAGCGUCUUCAUGAAAGCAGAGAUGUGCUGAUUUCCAAGAGACGAGGUCUGGACUCGGACAUACUUGAAAAAGAUCAGGAUACCAAGAAUAGCCAAUUCAUCAAGACUCUUAUGUCGGAUGAAUUAAAGAUGUUUCGAGACGAAAAAAAGGAAGAUGCUGAGAUGGAGAUGUGGGAUCCAGACUGUGGAGAGAUUGAUGUGAUGCUGUCAGUAUUUGAAGAUAUUCAGCAAGAGCUGAGGAUGGAAGAAGUCCGACUGCUGAAGGAGUAUGAAGUCUAUGCUGAGAGUCUUCGUGCAGAAGAAGCUGCCCUAUGCAGCGCCAUUGAACAACUCGGUAGAGGGGAGAUAAUCUGUCCCUUGUGUGAAAAGCAUUCCCUUUUAGAGAACAAAGGUGUCAUUUUCUGCAAAUGUGGCUUACGGAUUGAUACAGAGCAAGACAGCAUAGGCCUGGAGUUUGUGCGCCAGCAGCUACAGUCAGCAGGUGAUCUCCACCACUGUGAGACUCACCCUCAGUUUUCUGUAGUUGAGGACUAUGGCUGCUCGAACUUAGUCAUGACAUGACUGUGACUUCAUGUACAUUAUCGUGUAGCAAAUCUGUAUGGUGGAACAGUAAAAGACGUAAGCAGGAUUUCAAAAGGACUCAUUGGAUCAGUUGCUAGGACACAUCAGUCAAAGCAGAUGUUGAGUUACAUCAACUAUUUUUAAUUCCUAAUAUAGAACGAAAUAUUUACUUUGUAUGUGUGCACGCAUGCACUUGUGUCUUCCCUCAUGUCAUGCAUUUAUACGAUUGGUUUGGGAGAGAAUGAGUUUGUAAAAGUUUUGCAUUUAUAUACUCAGCAAGAACGAAAUAGUUAUUGCUCUGGUGCAUGAUGAGCAAUAUCACAAGUUUUGGGAAGGAGACUUAGUAGUGAUAUAACUGGGAAGACACCCAAGCUGACAAAGUUGUCACCAUGAAGAUAUAGAGUGGGAGGUGAUUUUCAUUGUGCACAGCAGUCUUGUGAAAAUGUGUGACACUAUGUAAGGAGCAAAGGGUAGUUUGAUGUUCUGGCUGUGCAGGAUUGUCUCCAUGCCCUUCAAAAUGUAUUAUUUUCUUUACUUAGAAGAUAUGGUUACAUUUUAUUACAUUUUGACUUGAUCUGUCUGCUGUAUCUCCUGUCUGGUUGCCUACCAGACUGGAAUGGAUAGUGCUUGUGAUCUUUGAAGAUUUGGAUGGCAAGACUUAACAGAUUCUGGAAAACAUGUGUGAAUCGUAGAAUGGUGUUGCAUGGUGGCUCAAGGAAUUGCUUGUGCAGGAUUGUUUUGGAGCCCGCACAAAGCAGCAUAUUAUGCCAGUUCUGGACAAGGUUAAACCUCGUUAGAGAUAAAUAACAAAUUCAAAGAAACAUUUCCUCAAGAUUCCUGGCUUGGAAGAACUGAUGUGCCGUUGUCUUAUGUCAGGAUGGAACCCGGUGCUCAUAUUAUUACCCAUCAGACAAUAAUAAUAUUUGAAUCUGCAGAGUGCAUUUCUCUGUGUGUAGGCGAUCUAUGCACAAAAAGACUACAAACAGGGAACAGACAUUUAACUUUGCAACAAAGAAACAAAAUCAACAAGUGGAUGAGACCAUGGAAAAUAUAAAGAUGAUCAAGAAUAUAUGUACUUUUUUCAGAAGAAUAUGUAAAUGCAGGUUUACAUGGAUUGUAUACAUUUGUGACGUGUGCAGACUCUUGAGAGUUGAUCACGUUGGACUUAUUUUUUGAUAAGGGAAACAACCAAUAAAACCCACACAGCUCUAGAGUGGGGAGCAGAUGGUGGAUAUAAUCAUUCCUAAUGCCGAUUGUUGCAGCCCGCUUCCCAGGGAAGUGGAUGGCCAAGUGGAUAGGGCAGCAGCAUCUGAGGAUGGACAUGUGUGCACACCGAUUUGAUACAGGUGGCCCAGCUGUUGAAUGGAUACCUGACCCCUUAGAAAGGAUACUGUUAAAUCAGGAA